GAUUUUUUGCACUUUAUUUAUUUCUCCUCCUUUUCCUGCAAAACCCUAAUUCAUAUUACCACUUUUCAUGAAUUUCUAUGCCAAGAAUUUGUGAUUUUUACCCUGUAAUUCUUGCAAUUUUUUUGGUGUAAUUCAGUGUCACCUUUGAAUUCCUCUGCAUUUUCCUGCAAUGGCGGAGAAUUUCAGCUACUGAACUGUGUUGUUUCACACAGAGCAAAACCCAGCUGUAGGAAUUUGCAGUUUUGAGCUUUUGAUGGUUCAGCACUUGAAUUAGGGUUUUAGGUGUUGAGGGAGGGUUUUAGAAGCUUCAUUUCCACUGCAUUUUUUCUGGGUUUCUUUCAUUGUAUUUGUACUCAAACUGGGUUUUGGUUAAACAGGAAAAAGUUUCAAGCUUUUUGAAACUGUUUUCAUGUUUCUGGGUUUUUUGAGUUAGAAAAAGUUUGAAUCUUAGAUGGGUAGGCUUCAGUGUUUUUAAAAGGGUUUAGGGUUUUAAGCUUUGGAGGGUUUUUCUUAGGGGAUUUUACUUCUAUAAAAUUUUGAAUAUAUCUAUGGAGGAGAAAGAGAGCUCUGCUUCUGGGGUUGCAGUGAAGGGUGAGGAGGCCCCAGAUGGGUUCCGGGUUGCUCCAAGAACUGAAAACCCGACCCAAGUAGCAGGGACCCCCACAAUUGUGGCUGCUUCACCGGUGAGUAUGGCGGUGCCCAGUACAGAAGGGAAGAAGAAGAGGGGUAGGCCUAGAAAGUAUGGUCCUGAUGGGGCUGGAGCUAAAGCUGGAGCUGGGGCUGUGGCUGGGGCAAAGGCUGCCUCACUAGCAUUGUCACCGAUGCCGAUUUCAUCUUCAAUACCUCUUACCGGAGAUUUUUCGGCCUGGAAACGGGGUAGAGGGCGGCCAGUCGACUCGGUCAAGAAGUCACAUAAGUCUGAGUAUGAAAGCCCAGGUGAAAGAAUUGCAUACUCCGUUGGUGCAAAUUUUACACCCCACGUGAUCACUGUUAAUGCUGGAGAGGAUGUUACAAUGAAGGUCAUGUCCUUCUCUCAACAAGGAGCCCGAGCUAUAUGCAUUCUUUCUGCAAAUGGUACAAUUUCAAAUGUUACGCUUCGACAACCUACUUCUUCUGGGGGUACUUUAACAUAUGAGGGUCGUUUUGAGAUACUUUCCUUGUGUGGAUCAUUUAUGCCUACUGACAGUGGAGGAACGAAAAGCAGAUCUGGUGGGAUGAGUGUCUCUUUGGCUGGGCCAGAUGGUCGAGUGGUGGGAGGAGGACUUGCUGGUCUAUUAGUAGCUGCGGGCCCUGUGCAGGUUGUUGUGGGCAGUUUUCUACCAGGGCACCAGCAGGAGCAGAAGCCCAAGAAGCAAAGAAUUGAACCUACAUCAACUAUCCCUGCCAGUCCUCGCUAUGAUGAAGAAACAAGAGGAGUCUAUGGGGGAGUAAAGCCUAUUCUCACUUCUUCUACGGCCUUUCAUGGAGACAAUUCAGCUUCUAUUAACCCCAUUCAGGGCUUUAGGAAUUCAGCUGUUGACAUUAAGACUUCUAUGCCUGAAGAGGGAUCUAAAGGCCCCAGCCAGUUGAACUGUGAGGUUUCUUGUUGAUCAUGUUCGCUUGUUGUAUGUUGGUUGUGGCUUGAUUGUUUUCGGUGGACGCUACAGCAUUUAGGCUCACUCUAAAUUUGUCUGACACCAAUAUAAAAUUGUUGGCUAUUUUGUUCAGGACAAACUAGGAUUCAAUCUCAUGUUGGUUUUAACCCCACGAGUUGUGCUCUUUUCUUAUUAGAUAUUAGGUAGGACUCUUGUUGAUUUAGGAUAUUCUGUUGCUUUUGUCAUCAUGUAUUUUUCUAGUGUUGUCUUACUCAUUGGUGUAGCAUUAGAUGUAUGAAACCUGCUAUGUCAUUCUAUUAUUCUGAUUGUAGUUCGUUGUAUCUGAAUGAUUGAGUUUAAGUUGAUGUUGUUGUGAUGGUUUUUAA
Messenger RNA from Quercus robur (English oak), 1960 nucleotides. Its product is annotated as AT-hook motif nuclear-localized protein 6. The transcript is spliced from 5 exons. NCBI's taxonomy places the organism in Eukaryota, Viridiplantae, Streptophyta, Magnoliopsida, Fagales, Fagaceae. Gene Ontology annotation, molecular function: minor groove of adenine-thymine-rich DNA binding. The coding region runs from base 549 to 1589 and encodes 346 amino acids. The record is from RefSeq and is a predicted model, not a curated record.